Messenger RNA from Camellia sinensis, 1608 nucleotides. Lineage: Eukaryota; Viridiplantae; Streptophyta; Magnoliopsida; Ericales; Theaceae. The record is from RefSeq and is a predicted model, not a curated record.
UUCAACUCUGAAAAUUCUCUCUCUCAUCUACAUAUCUAUCCACCUAUCUAUAUCUAUGUACACAUAUAUACCCCUAAACUGUAGAGUAAUCUCUCUCUCUCUCUCUCUCUCUCUACUAAAUGGCGCUCUCUCUGCCAAAACCCUUCUUAGAGUCCGCAGAAACAGAGUUUUCUGGUUUAAUGGAGACCCAAAUUGGAACCCAAGCCUUGAAGAAACAAAUUCUCAAGAGGGGAACUUCAUGGAAAACUCCAUGUGUGGGUGACGAAGUCCAAGUCCAUUACAGUGUUUGUGUUCAGGACAGGGCGUAUUUCGAUUCAACUCGUGACAGAGGAACUUCUUUUGGGUUCAAAUUAGGCCAAUGUAUGUUCUUCAAUUCAAACUUCCAUUCUUCUUUCUCACUUGUGUUCAUAUUUAUUUCUUCCAAUUUCUAUUUAAUUCUCUGUGUUAAUGUACAUUGUAUAAUUUACCAUCACCUACCACACACUUACCAUCACCUACCACACACUCACCUACUACACUCACCUACUACACUCACCUACCACCACCUACUCCCUACACCUACAUCUAUAUAAGGAACCCCUCAUUUGUAAUACAGAAACACAUCAAUCAAUACAUAAUUCAUUUUCCCUGUAUUUCUCUCUUUAUACAUUGAAUUUUACAUGGUAUCAGAGCUAGGUUAAGAACAUAAUAUUUUCGUUCCACCGGCGGGCGGCAAUCUCGCCUUGGCCGCCCGCCGGACAAACCCAACACAGCCACACAUAGACGCCAUUCUCUCUUCUCUCUCUAACACACUGUUCUUCUCUUCAUCCACUCAAUUCACCUUUAUUCUGAGCAACCCAUGUCGAAAGACUCCUUCUUCGAAGCCAAUUCCAUCACUUUUUGGCAAGACACAGAGGCAUUGAGAGAGUUCAAGAACGGACUCGAUCCUAACUCAGUCAGACCCGGUUCGUGUCUGAGCUCAUGGGACUUCACUCUCGAUCCAUGCGACAACCUCUUCACAUGUGGGUUUCGAUGCGACCUCGUUAUUUCAACAAUGAGUCGAGUCACCGAACUCGCUCUCGACCAGGCGGGUUACGUGGGUUCACUCGCUUCCACCUCCUGGAUCCUCCUCCACCUGCUACUGUUACUCCUUCACACCCAACUAGCCCGGCCCGAACCAAAUCAUCGGCUCCGGACUCCAAAGUCCUCCUCCGCAGACAAGGCAUCUUCCUCUUCGCUCCGCUUCUUUACAUCUCCGGCAUGCUCUUCUACAUGGGAACUGUCUCCUUCGACGUUGUUCCGAUCAUCAAUCACCGUCCUGCUCCGGGCUCCGUCUACCGGUUUCCCUUCCGACUCUGUUCUUCCGUCUCACCUCGAGACUCGCUUCCGCAGGCUCAAGUCCUUACCAACAACAACCACCAAAUCAAUGUCUCCUCUCGGCACCUCCUCUCUUUGGCUCUCUAUGAUGGAAGAAGCUUACUGGAGCAGCAUGUUGGAGCAACAUAGUGAAGCCAAAAGUAGCAGCAGCCUCGGCCCGAGUCCUUCUCCCCGACGAAGACAGCAGUUCUGCUGCUGAGCUAAGAUUGAAGCUCGAGGAAAUGAACUACAUAGAUGCUUCUUGAUACUGUU